Molecule: messenger RNA, 608 nt
Organism: Carlito syrichta (Philippine tarsier)
Lineage: Eukaryota; Metazoa; Chordata; Mammalia; Primates; Tarsiidae
Product: migration and invasion-inhibitory protein-like
Exons: 3
Biological process (GO): negative regulation of G2/M transition of mitotic cell cycle; negative regulation of cell migration
Source: RefSeq, a predicted model, not a curated record
CCCUGAGGACAUCCUGUGGCCCAGGGCCAGUGACACUUGCUGUGGGAAGUCAGAAGGUGUGCCUGGGAUGGUGGACACUGAGGACCUGGUGCAGCUACGGCUGCUCAACCUGGAGCUCCUGAGACAGCUGUGGGCUGGGCAGGUAGCCGUGCAGCGGUCAGUGGCCAAGGCUGCCGCAGAGUCAAAUCUGGAUUCCAGCAGCAACUUUGACUCAGAGAUGUCCCAAGAGACGUCCUCAGCCUCUUCCAGCACUUCCUGCCCACCCAGCAAGCGCAGCACGUGCAGCCCGCCGGAUGUCCACCGAGGUGACCCCUGUGGUGUAGCCAGCUUGAAGAUGGCCUCUCUCCCAGCUGCCAAGUGCCAGUACCAGGAGUCUCUGGGCCAACCAAGACCCCACUCAUCACCCUUGCUGGGGACCUUGGACUUGAAGGACACAGAGCCUUCAGCAGGACUGGGUGACCUGAGGCCCCAGGAGACCCAGGCUCUGAGAUCCAUCCUGUCUCGACGAAGCAAACUGUCUAAGCCCAGAGUGACCUUCUGUGAGGAGUCUGCAGUACCCGAGAGGAGCUGGCGCCUCAGGCCAUACCUGGGCUAUGACUGGAUCGCAG